ACCAGCAGGAAGUGAAAGCUAGGGAACGGGUUGUUUUAGGAAACGGGUUUUGUUGAUGAACCACUUGUCACAGCGCCAUAGACUCACAUAGUCACAGUCUGGAACAUGAUGACUCCUCUACUCUUCUUCGCCUUCCUCCUCCUCUCUUGUCUGCCAGGGUGUUGUAUCCGAGAAAGAGAGAGAGAGAGAGAGACAGAGAUGUGGAUGGAAGGAGGUGUUGUGGGGGGACUCCAGAAUUCAAUAUGGUACAUCGGGAUGCAGUUUUUCCACAUUUCUCUGUCAUGCUCGGAAAUGUGAAGCCUAUUAUGUUCAGCAAGGACACAUUGUGCGCGACAUUGCAAUAAAACCCUUACACAGCUAAGGAAAUUGCCUCAUUAUCCUCGACAGAGCUUUCUUUUUUUCUUACCAGCAUGACUGCGAAUUGCACAAGCUACUACAGCGCAGAAAAUGCUUUUGUGAAUGGCUUUUUGUGCCCUAAAGCGGGAAGCGGUGCCCACGCGGUAUUCUGCUGCGGAUUUAACGAUAUCAAGUAUUGCUGUGAUGACCCCAACAGUUUUUUCCCCUACGAGUAUGCAUACAUGUGGUGGCUUAGCGUCGGGGCCCUGAUAGGUCUGUCCAUAGCAGCAGUGGUCCUGCUGGCCUUCCUCAUCACAGUCUGUGUCCUCUGCUACCUCUUCAUCGCCACCAAGCCCAGUCGCCUUGACAACGGCCUGCCACUCAGAACACCAGGAGUGGUUCCCAUUCCCAGUGAGGAACCCAGCAGUCACUCCGGUGCGCGGCCUCCCAGUGGUCCCCAGGGCUUCAGGAAGAACUUCCUCAGCCGGAAGCUGGACUGUGACAACCAGCCUCCCGACCCUGAGAGACUGUUCCAGAAGUGCUUCAUGGCAACCGUCACAACUGUCAACAUGGAGGGCCCUUCUUAGGAGCACUUGGAAGGACCCCUUAUAAGGGGGCUAGAUGUUCACUUGUUUUGGAAUGAGUGUGUUAAAGGACCAAUGAAUCACAAAAAAGGAUCCUUUUCAACCUGUCAAUCACACAUACUGUACAGUUGAAGUCGGAAGUUUACAUACACCUUAGCCAAAUACAUUUAAACUCAGUUUUUCACAAUUCCUGACAUUUAAUCUUAGUACAAAAUCCCUGUUUUAGGUCACUUAGGAUCACCACUUUAUUUUAAGAAUGUGAAAUGUCAGAAUAAUAGUAGAGAGAAUAAUUUAUUUCAGCUUUUAUUUAUUUAUUCACAUUCCCAGUGGGUCAGAAGUUUACAUACACUCAGUUAGUAUUUGGUAGCAUUGCCUUUAAAUUGUUUAACUUGGGUCAAACGUUUCUGGUAGCCUUCCACAAGCUUCCCACAAUAAGUUGGGUGAAUUUUGGCCCAUUCCUCCUGACAGAGCUGGUGUAACUGAGUCAGGUUUGUAGGCCUCCUUGCUCACCAGUGCUUUUUCAGGAUUGAGGUCAGGGCUUUGUGAUGGCCACUCCAAUACCUUGACUUUGUUGUCCUUAAGCCAUUUUGCCACAACUUUGGAAGUAUACUUGGGGAUCAUUGUCAAUUUGGAAAACCAAUUUGCGACCAAGCUUUAACUGAUGUCUUGAAAUGUUGCUUCAAUAUAUGCACGUCAUUUUCCACCCUCAUGAUGCCAUCUAUUUUGUGAAGUGCACCAGUCCCUCCUGGAGCAAAACACCCCCACAAUAUGAUGCUGCCACCCCCAUGCUUCACUGUUGGGGUGGUGUUCUUCGGCUUGCAAGCCUCCCCCUUUCUCCUCCAAACAUAACAAUGGUCAUUAUGGCCAAACAGUUCUAUUUUUGUUUCAUCAGACCAGAGGACAUUUCUCCAAAAAGUACGAUCUUUGUCCCCCCCAUGUGUAGUUGCAAACUGUAGUCUGGCUUUUUUUAUGGUGUUUUUCGAGCAGUGGCUCCUUCCUUGCUGAGUGGCCUUUCAAGUUGUAUCGAUAUAGGACGUGUUUUACUGUGGAUAUAGAUACUUUUGUACCUGUUUCCUCCAGCAUCUUCACAAGGUCCUUUGCUGUUGUUCUGGGAUUGAUUUACACUUUUCACACCAAAGUACGUUCAUCUCUAGGAGACAGAAUGAGUCUCCUUCCUGAGCGUUAUGACGGCUGCGUGUUCCCAUGGUGUUUAUACUUGCUUACUAUUGUUUGUACAGAUGAACAUGGUACCUUCAGGCGUUUGGAAAUUGCUCCCAAGGAUGAACCAAACUUGUGGAAGUCUACAAUUUUUUUUCUGAGGUCAUGACUGAUUUCAUUUGAUUUUCCCAUGAUGUCAAGCAAAGAGGCACCGAGUUUAAAGGUAGGCCUUGAAAUACAUCCACAGCUACACCUCCAAUUGACUCAAAUUAUGUCAAUUAGCCCAUCAGAAGCUUCUAAAGCCAUGACAUAAUUUUCUGGAAUUUUCCAAGCUGCUUAAAGGCACAGUCAACUUAGUGUAUGUAAACGUCUGACCCACUGGAAUUGUGAAGCAGUGAAUUAUAAGUGAAAUAAUCCGUCUGUAAACGAUUGUUGGAAAAAUGACUUGUGUCAUGCACAAAGUAGAUGUCCUAACCGACUUGCCAAAACUAUCGUUUGUUAACAAGAAAUGUGUGGAGUGGUUGAAUAACAAGUUUUAAUGACUCCAACCUAAGUGUAAACUUCCGACUUCAACUGUAUAUAAACAUAUGGAAGAGAUGUACAUUUGGAGGUGAGUGGUCAAUGAUCACCAUGGACAAUCUCUAACCUCUGAACUCUGACCAUGGUCCUAACGAAUGUCUAUUAAGUCAUAAACUCUGUAUUGCACUGUUGUUUGGUCUGCGGAUGAAAAUGGCUGAGUGUCUUCUUCAUGAGGAAAUAGACUGAUUGUCAUGCUUACAGCCAGGCAAGACCGCAAAGGACCUAGGUGUAUCUAAGGACAUUCUACAUGUCUCAACCGAAUCUUCAAUCUGACUCUGAAUCUAAAACUAUUUUUUUGAUGGAAAUGGUAGUUCAUCUGUCUUUUGGGAUUGAGAAAUACAUUUUCACAACUGAUUGUACAGUAAUUAUACUCCACAAAGACCCUUUUGGGGGUAAUUCCGUAAAAGAAGUAUAGAGUUUUUAUCUUGAUCAAUAUCUGCAUCUAACACUUUUUGGAAAUGUGUUGUACAGUUUGUCUAAAAUGUUAAUUUGGUUGAGCGUGUUGCCCAGGAGAUAUAAGUAUAUUUCACAAUGAAAAUAAUUGAUUGACAAGUCAUUUUUACAUCAAAUGGAAUACAUAGAAUCAAUUAUGUCUGUCUUGGUGUGUAAGUAUUUGUUAGAAUGUUCCAAAAUUGCCCAAACCUUGAAUUGGAUUCAAAGGUUAAAAGGCAUUUUUAUUUUAAUAGAGAUAUUAAGAGACUUGUGUUGGUGAAACAAUGCAUGUUGAAUCUUCUGUGAACUGUUAGGGUGUGUUUUCCCAGUACUCAAAAUUUAAAAAAAUUGAAGUACCAAAAUUUGCAAAGAUAAA
Molecule: messenger RNA, 3465 nt
Organism: Oncorhynchus nerka (sockeye salmon)
Lineage: Eukaryota; Metazoa; Chordata; Actinopteri; Salmoniformes; Salmonidae
Product: protein shisa-like-2A
Exons: 4
Coding region: 411-923 (170 amino acids)
Source: RefSeq, a predicted model, not a curated record